CUUGGUUUUACGUAACAUCUGACCAGAAGACGACUUGCCGGAUAAAUGGCCUCUACCAGUAAUGUUUCUACGAAAGAUCCCCUGAUUCUUCUUAAAAUGUCUAUUCUGGAGUCGGAUCCGCCCAAGUUUUUGAAAACGGAGGAUAUGAAUUCAGUAGUUGCUGGACUGGAGGAGGCAGAAUACCUUGGGUUUUCUAAUGGGGUGAUUGUUUCUCUUAAGGAGAAGACGAGAUUUAUUCGGAAAGAAACGGGGGAGCCAUUUAAUCUUUUGUCUGUUUUUUUUGCGUGGCAGCUUAAGGAUGCGAAUGUAGCAGAGUAUAUCCAGCGUUGUGGGGAGUCAGAUGUUAAGAAUCUUUCAUUUCUUGAGAAAACAGAUUUGGUGACAUGGUUGGAUGGGGCGCCAGAGAGUGAGCAUAUCCAGCCAUUGGAAGAAGAAAAAUUAUCUGUUUUAACGUCAAUUCAGCGACGAGGUGGAUUUGAGCGUCCAGAACGAAAUCCUGUAUUGUUGAAUAUCUAUGCUCAGGAAAGGAUAGUUGGUUCUAGACAUACGGUUUUACGUGGUUUAAAGCCAAUUGAUUUUUCGGCAGUACGAAAAUAUGCAUAUGAACAUUUUAUUUCGAAACUAAGAAAUAAGCAAUCAGGGAAUGCGGCAACAUUGCCACUUGGGAAGGAAUUGAAAGUUAAACAUCGAGAUCCGAUUAUUUUACUUUCACCUUCUGCUUCAUCUCUUUUAACAAUGUACAAUAUUAAGCGUUUUUUAGAAGAGGGUGUUUUUGUGCCUCCGGAAGAAGCAUUGCAAAUAAAUGGUGGUAAUCGUGUUUCAGAAUUGAUUGCUAUUUCCCAUACUUCAAGAAUUGCAAAGGGAUUGUCAUAUCGGUUUGUAAUUGUACAAGGGGUUGAUAAGUUUAGACCAGAUUAUUGGGAUCGAGUAGUUUGUGUGUUUACGACGGGACAGGCUUGGCAAUUUAAAGAAUAUAAAUGGUCCGAGCCGAGGGAAUUAUUUCAUCAUGUUAAGGGUUUUAUAAUACAAUAUGUCGGGGAUCCCCCACACCCUGCAACAAAAGAAUGGAAUGUUGAAACACUUCGAAUUGAACGAUUUCGAAGACAUACUGACCGUGAAGUCGUUAGUCGACUUUGGGAAUCACUGGAAAGAUGGAUGGAUAAUCAUCCUGUAUGGAGAACAAUGGGGCGACGUAAAACAUAUGGAUAAAUCGUUUUUUAGAUAAACAAUUGGGUUUCAAAAAGUAAUGAAUUG
Molecule: messenger RNA, 1254 nt
Organism: Pneumocystis carinii B80
Lineage: Eukaryota; Fungi; Ascomycota; Pneumocystomycetes; Pneumocystales; Pneumocystaceae
Exons: 6
Coding region: 46-1209 (387 amino acids)
Biological process (GO): transcription elongation by RNA polymerase II; positive regulation of transcription elongation by RNA polymerase II
Cellular component (GO): Cdc73/Paf1 complex
Molecular function (GO): RNA polymerase II complex binding
Source: RefSeq, a predicted model, not a curated record